AUGGCUUUUGUCGCCGUUCACAUAGGAGCUGGCUUCCAUUCGCCAUUGAAACGUGAGAAAUAUCAACAAAUAUGCACCAUUGCUUGCGAAGCAGGAAUGCGAUUAUUAAAAAACAAUGCCAGCUCAAUUGAAACCGUUGUUGCGGUGAUUAAAUGCCUGGAAGACGAAGACUCAAUUGAAACCGUUGUUGCGGUGAUUAAAUGCCUGGAAGACGAAGAGUUGACAAACGCCGGCUAUGGCUCUAAUUUAAGUAUUAGUGGAAAUGUUGAAUGUGAUGCCAGUCUGAUGGACGGAAGUGAUCUAAUGUUCGGAGCGGUUGGUGCCCUGCAAUCGGUGAAGAAUCCAAUUGAAGCCGCCUACUGUGUGCUGAACAGCCAACGUACCCCAAUGCCUUUAGGGCUGAUUGCGCCGAAUUUCCUCGUAGGCGAAAGUGCCAGUAAAUGGGCAAUCUCCAAGGGCUGCGAGCAGUCCAGUUUACUGUCGGAGAAAGCGGCGCAAGUCUAUGAAAAGUAUAGAGCUAAACUGGACAGCUACCAGCAAGAAAACGAGCCGUUUCAGGAUUUGCCGGUAAAGCGUGCCCGGUACGACACCGUCGGCGCCGUCGUCAUUGAUCUGCAGGGAAGAGUUGCCUCGGGCGUCUCAAGCGGUGGUCUCAUUCUCAAACAGGACGGACGCGUCGGCCAGGCGGCCAUAGCAGGGGCCGGCUGCUGGGCACAGGAGAAUGUAGCCGUUUCAACCAGUGGCAUCGGCGAGUACAUCGUUCGUACCUCACUGGCAAAAGAGUGCGCAAAGGUACUUCUCGCUAACGACAGCAGUGAUCAGUGUCCGCUUUCGGCGGUCACCAAAGUCUUUCAAGAGCAGUUCUUUG
Molecule: messenger RNA, 868 nt
Organism: Rhagoletis zephyria (snowberry fruit fly)
Lineage: Eukaryota; Metazoa; Arthropoda; Insecta; Diptera; Tephritidae
Source: RefSeq, a predicted model, not a curated record